UAGCACACCUUUAUUGUUUGAAAAACUGUCACAAAUCAAUCACUUUAAAUUUCCUGUAUUUCUCGAACAUUUCCUUUCACCACUUGCAUCAUCCGCAUUGAUCUUUAGAAAUCAGGUGAAAACAUUCCAGUUUUAUCAACAGAAAUGGCCCGGAAAAUCCAGAAAAAAGGAAAAUGGACUGGAGUAUGCAGCAUGGGGCACUUGCAGUCUCCAAUACCGUUGUUCAAGCGGCUGUCGUACCACAUCGAGCUGCCAGCGCUGAAAUUCCGCAAUUUUCAUGAACUUCAAAACGUAAAAGUCGAAAAUACUGGCUUUACAAUACGCUGCACUUUUCCCAAUACCUGCCAUUGCGACCGUCCGAAAAUAUGUGGAGGAGGUCUGGUGAGGAAUUACACCUUAAACCAUAUCCAUUUCCAUUGGCCAGGAGAACACUUUCUCGAUGGAAUCCGCUAUGACUUGGAGAUGCACUGCGUUUUCUAUGCAGACCGCUAUGGGACAUUCGAAAAUGCCCUGGAGCAUCCGUAUGGGAUUACAGUUAUGGCCAUUUUACUCCUAGCCAAAUAUAAAACGAGAAGGCAAAAUCCAUAAAGCUGAAGACUGCACCUGAGAACAAUAAAAUAGAGAUGCAAGAGAAAAAAAUGAGCAAUAGAUAAUAGAGAAAACCAAACGAAGCUAACAAAU
Dendroctonus ponderosae (mountain pine beetle) is the source of this 681-nucleotide messenger RNA. RefSeq names its product carbonic anhydrase 3. The coding region runs from base 145 to 588 and encodes 147 amino acids. The transcript has 5 exons. Lineage: Eukaryota; Metazoa; Arthropoda; Insecta; Coleoptera; Curculionidae. Gene Ontology annotation, molecular function: carbonate dehydratase activity; zinc ion binding. Gene Ontology annotation, cellular component: cytoplasm. The record is from RefSeq and is a predicted model, not a curated record.